This is a messenger RNA of Hippocampus zosterae (dwarf seahorse), 3255 nucleotides long. RefSeq names its product phospholipid phosphatase-related protein type 4-like. Bases 412 to 3108 code for a protein of 898 amino acids. Gene Ontology annotation, biological process: phospholipid metabolic process; phospholipid dephosphorylation; signal transduction. The transcript is spliced from 11 exons. NCBI's taxonomy places the organism in Eukaryota, Metazoa, Chordata, Actinopteri, Syngnathiformes, Syngnathidae. The record is from RefSeq and is a predicted model, not a curated record. Gene Ontology annotation, molecular function: phosphatidate phosphatase activity.
UGCGUGUGCGUGCGUGUGCGUGUGCGUGUGUGUGUGUGUGUGUGCGUGCGCGGUGGGUGGUGGCUCGCGAGCCGCAAGUUAAAAACCCCGAUCUAUAGCAGCGGAGUGGAGUCGGGGGAGUAGCAUUUCACAUUCGAGUGGUGGGCUUGAGGAACGGCUCUCCUUGGUGAUCGUAGUUUGAAUUUGAGUGGACCUCCUGCAAAUCCUAUUGAACAUUGGUAGAUCGACUAAUACACGCAUUUAGGACAACCACAGCCGAAACGCAGGACAACUGUCAGCAUCAGGUCAUUAUCUCGACAGGCGAGAGACAAUAUUUUGCGGGAAAACGAGAGAAUCGUGUCAAUAAUAAAACAGGUAUCAAGCACGGCGCCGUGUUUCUUGGCAACGGAAGAGAUCAGCAUCCGGCUCGGAAUGACUACCCUGAAGCGUCUGACAUUUGGAAAGGAAACAAAGGAUAGCGUUACGCUGCUGCCAUGUUUUUAUUUUGUCGAGCUACCAAUUCUAGCCCUAUCGGUCAUCAGUCUCUAUUUCCUGGAGCUAACAGACAUUUUCCAGCCAAUGCAUUCUGGGUACAGCUGUAAUGACAAAAGUCUUUCUCUGCCCUACAUCAUACCCCAAAAAGAAGUUUGUCCUCUGCCUCUGCUCUUCGGCUUGGCAUUUGCCAUUCCCACUGCGACUAUUCUCAUAGGAGAGGCUGUUCUCUUUUGCUAUCUAUCCAGGAGGUCCUCGACUAUGCAGACAGAAUCAAACAUCAUUGCUGCUGGAUGUAAUUUCAACUCCUACAUUCGCAGAGUUGUUCGCUUCAUUGGUGUUCAUAUCUUCGGCCUGUCUGUAACAGCACUGAUAACUGACAUUUUUCAGCUCUCUACUGGACAGCACACACCUUACUGGCUAGAUGUGUGCAAACCCAAUUUAACUCACAUCAACAUAUCAACUUGUGAUGAAGCUUUUAUUCUGGACGAUAUUUGUUCCGGACAAGACAUCAUUCUUAUCACUUCUGGGAGGAAAUCUUUCCCAUCCCAGCAUGCUUCUUUGGCUGGCUUUGCAGCUGUCUAUGUCUCCAUGUAUUUAAAUGCAGUGCUGACAGACUCCACAAAGCUGCUGAAGCCUCUCUUGGUGUUUUCUUUCAUCAUGUUGGCCCUUCUAGCUGGAUUAACCAGGAUCAUACAAUUCCGAAACCAUCCUGUUGAUGUCUACUGUGGAUGGAUCUUGGGGAUAGCUGUUGCUACCUACCUGGGAAUUUUCGCAGUUGGAAGUUUCUGGCCCGGUGAAGAUAAGUCAAAAAGGCAGCCGCUUCACUUCACAUUGAGGAAGCCUACCCCCUCAUCUUUCCACAGCGUCUGCCAGUCAGAUGUCAACAGCCGCCAAGUGGGCCACCACAUGUUGACAGCAAGCCAACCAGAGCCAGUCAACAUCAGGACCACUUUUCAUACCUUGUCCCCCAAGCAGACAGAGCGAGUUCUUGCGCGAAGCUCCUCCUACCGGGAGCCUUCUCAAACCAAUGUGAAGCUCGCCAGUACUAAUUUGGAGAUGAUCAUUUCCCCCAGUCCUAUGAAGAAUUGUAAUAAAACCUUCAGCAGCACAUUGCCAAGGUCCCAUGGUGGCUCAUCAUUGGAGGGAUGUCGCAUUCCAAGGCGUCAUGCCUCUAUCCAUACCUCAAUGGAUUCAACCAGAUCUAAGCAACUCCUCAGCCAGUGGAAGAAUAAAAAUGACAAGAGAAAGCUGUCCCUCCAGGCCAUGGAUGGCAUAAAACCCGCUUCCUUGUCUCCUCAAAGAGAUGUGCAACUCCACUACUCAUCUGAAUCAUCUGCCAUAGGUUUGGACACUGAGGUCCACAGUCUAACCCACCUCCCUUCAGCCACUGGCCAGGAAGUUGGAACCCACAUCCCAACUUCUUCCAUAAAAAUAGCUACAAGCUGUGUUCCAAUAGCCAAUAAAAAUACCCUGACCCAGAAUGGAGGAACUAGCUUUGCCGCUGGACCAAGAAUGGUUAUUCAGUCACGUCCUGGAUCUUCUCAAUUAGUUCACAUUCCCGAGGAGGAAAAUUCUACUACCAAGGAUCAGGAGAGUGAAUCGGAAGACAGCACUUUUGAUAUGGUUGCAUCUGCUAAACAGAAAUGGAUGAGAGUUGCGGAAAAGACCACGAUCCCUUGCAGACCUCUCAGUGCAGGAGGUCAGCCUCGACUCAUGCAGGUCAUUGCCUUUUCAAAACAGCAGGGUUUGCGCAACUCACGAUCAGAGGAUGGUGGCAGCACUGUCAGCUGCUCUGGAUCAAUUCGAUAUAGAACCCUUAUGGACCAAGACCCAUCACCACCUGCCUCCACAACUGGUGCAAUGGAAGGCAAAGGUUUGGAACGGACCGGCAGUAUAGUCCGGGUUGAAGCCCACCCAGUGUCAAAUAAACCUGUGGUGAAACCUCUGAGCACUGAUGGAAGUGGCUCUUGGCGUUGGAAUCCACCAGAAAAGCGACUGUCCCUACUACAGCCAGCCUUUAACCUCAAUGAUUUCAACAGAAAUACGGACACCUGUGAUGUUAUGCAGGAUGCCGGGUCACUGGAUGGGCGGCAGAGUGUUACAGGGACCAAAUCAGAAAACAAAGUUGAAGAGGGUCAACACAUCACUUACCCACAUGUAGGAUAUCAGUCACAUUCUAAUUUUCAUGAUCCCAAUGCUACCAAACCUCUCACUCCCAGCACCAUAUUUGCUCCUCCUUUCCAUCAUCACCCUCAGUCUAUCACUACAAUUCGAGUCACCCCUGUGGAAGGGACUGGUGCCAGUACUGAUGGCAGCUCUGACAGCCAGUCGGCUGCAUCUUCGAGCCGGGAGUCCACAUUGAGGAGAAAAAGUGACACCCCUAUUCACUUUACUCAAGAUUCAGGGCUUAUCACUGAUCACAUUCUCCAUGAGAAAAGUGAACUCUUCAAAAGUGAAAGCAGCAAUUUUUUCAAAGAAAACCUGAAAGGUUUUCAAAAUAACCCCAUCCAGUCUGACAGGCAUUUACAAAGAAUGUUUGGCCAUCCAGGCCCACACCCUCCACCUACUUUACCCCGUCCCCAUAUGAAUCACUCUCCACCUCCAACUCUGGGAUUGGCUGUUAAGGAAUCUUAAAGUGAAGUCCAUCCAUUAAAACAUUAUAAAAUGUGGUCCUGUAUCACCAACAGAGAUACAGUAUUAUUUUCAGGGAGAUAUUACAGUACAUGUACAUUCAAGAGAUAAGGUGAAUCUUUCGGCAUAAUGACUUUUAUUCAAAUAGAA